Molecule: messenger RNA, 582 nt
Organism: Vitis vinifera (wine grape)
Lineage: Eukaryota; Viridiplantae; Streptophyta; Magnoliopsida; Vitales; Vitaceae
Product: histone H4
Exons: 1
Coding region: 67-378 (103 amino acids)
Biological process (GO): nucleosome assembly
Cellular component (GO): nucleosome
Molecular function (GO): structural constituent of chromatin; DNA binding; protein heterodimerization activity
Source: RefSeq, a predicted model, not a curated record
CAUCCUUCAGUCUUCAUCUUCCUCACCAAAUCAAAAUCCUUACCCUAAGAGUACUAGCUGUGAACGAUGUCGGGUCGUGGUAAAGGAGGCAAGGGGCUCGGCAAGGGAGGAGCAAAGCGUCAUCGGAAAGUUCUCCGUGAUAACAUUCAGGGCAUCACGAAGCCGGCGAUCCGGCGUCUGGCUAGAAGAGGUGGGGUGAAGAGAAUCAGUGGGUUGAUCUACGAGGAGACCAGAGGCGUUCUGAAGAUCUUCUUGGAGAACGUCAUCCGUGAUGCUGUGACUUACACUGAGCACGCUAGGCGGAAGACGGUGACCGCCAUGGAUGUGGUUUACGCCCUCAAGAGGCAGGGAAGGACUCUAUACGGGUUUGGUGGUUGAGAUUCGUGUAAUAGGAUUGACGCCACUUUUGGCCUCUGUAUUGGCCUUUAUUGCGAAAUCCAUUCUCUGAAAUUUCGCUAUUUGUUUCUUAGAUCUUUUAAGGUUCCUGCUGUGUAGAUGAUGUCUUGAAAUGGUUAAGAACCGCGGUUCUUUGAACGAGAAAAGACUUGCUUUCGUUUUAAUGGAAAUAGAUAUGUUCUCCAA